This is a messenger RNA of Microthlaspi erraticum, 2010 nucleotides long. NCBI's taxonomy places the organism in Eukaryota, Viridiplantae, Streptophyta, Magnoliopsida, Brassicales, Brassicaceae. The record is from the annotation of a GenBank genome assembly.
AUGAAUAUACCACCAGGCUUCCCCCACCAACCACCCCAGCCUACACCUUCGCAAGAGAAUGAGCUCAAGGCAAUGCUAAAACAACUGCUUCAAGGGCAAGCUGAUGGGGUAGUGGACACAACAAGGACAACUACCUGUAAAGCUAUUCAGAAUCCCAAGGAACAGUGCAAGGUCAUCUUCACUCAAGAAAGACUUGUUCAAGAGGAGGAUCAAGAGAGAGUCAUUGAAGAGUUUUGUUUACUGCUGAAUGAUGAUGAGAUUGUUGCUGCUGAGGCUCCUGGAGUCCAGAUUGAUCAACCAGAAGUGCAGGCACCUACUGUGGUCCUUCACACUUCACCAGUUGAGCUCGCACAACAAGCUCGAUCGAGCCCGACGUCUACUGUACCAAGACCAAUUUUGCUUGAUCCCUACCAACCGGUUGCCACAUCCUCGUCUCACCUACUUAGUCAAGGUCACAUUCACAAGUUCAGAAGAGAUCUCAGUGGGAUUAGAAUUGAGUUGCCUCCUAUGGAAAGCAUGAGUGAGGCAUUUGAUCAAAUGCAAAUGGUCAAGGAUGUUCUAGCCAACAGUGAUAAUGUUUGUUCUGGACAAGACCGCCACCAACAGAGACAAGGGAUUGUUCCACCACCAGUGCAGAACCACAACUUUGAGAUCAAGCUGGGAAUGAUCAACCUUGUCCAGAACAAGAUGUUCCAUGGAUUGCCAAGUGAAGACCCCAUUGACCACCUUGAUGAGUUUGAUAGGCUUUGUGAUUUGACAAAGAUCAAUGGUGUCUCUGAAGAUGCCAUCAAGCUGAGACUCUUUCCUAUGUCUCUAGCUGACAAAGCUCACCAAUGGGAGAAGAGCUUGCCCCAUGGCACAAUCACCACUUGGGAUGAAUGCAAGAAGGCCUUUCUUGCUAAGUUUUUCUCCACCGGUCGCACAGCCAAGCUUAGAGGAGAGAUAUCCAGCUUCAUCCAGCGAAACAAUGAGACAUUCGCAGAGGCUUGGGAGAGGUUCAAAGGCUACACAAGUCAGUGCCCACACCAUGGAUUCAACAAUGAAUCACUACUCUCCACUCUUUAUAGAGGAUGCUUGCCUAGGUAUAGGGAGAUGCUAGACACAGCUAGCAAUGGGAACUUCCUCAACCAGGAUGUAGAUGAUGGCUGGCAACUUGUGGAGAACAUAGCUAACUCAAAUGGAAGCUAUGGAGAAGAGUAUGAUCGCACCAACCGGAGCUCGACCCACCACUCGAUCGAGUCAGACGAAAAGUUGAGAAAAGAUGUUAAGGCAUUGAAUGAGAAGUUGGAUAAGCUGAUCCUAGCUCAGUCCACAAUGAAGAAAGUCAACUUUGUGUCUGCUGAGGAGAUGGAACCAGUCCAAGAAGGGGAGGAUACACAAUUUGCUGAGGUGUGCUACAUGAGCAAUGGGCAAGGAGGUUACAACAAAGGAUACUAUAAUUACAAGUCCAACCCUGCCAUGUCAUACCGCAACACUGAUGUUGCUAACCCUCAGGACCAAGUCUAUCCUCAACAACAAGCAGCUCGAUCGAGUCAAGGCUUCCCCCACCAACCGCCCCAGCCUGCACCUUCACAAGAGAAUGAGCUCAAGGCAAUGCUAAAGCAACUACUUCAAGGGCAAGCUGAUGGGGUAGUGGACACAAGCAAGAAGCUAGCUGAAAUAAACUCCAAGAUCGAGAACCUCAACACAAGGGUUUACUCUCUGGAGAAUCAUGCUUCUUCUGUUGCUGCUGCUACAAAGCAAGGACAACUACCUGGUAAAGCUAUUCAGAACCCCAAGGAACAGUGCAAGGUCAUCUUCACUCAAGAAGGACUUGUUGAAGAAGAGGAUCAAGAAAGGGUCAUUGAAGAUUUUUGUUUACUGCUGAAUGAUGAAGAGAUUGUUGCUGCUGAGGCUCCUGGAGUCCAGAUUGAUCAACCAGAAGUGCAGGCACCUACUGUGGCCAUUCACACUUCACCAGUUGAGCUCGCACACAAGCUCGAUCGGCAGCUCGAUCGAGUCCAACUCUAG